Molecule: messenger RNA, 1385 nt
Organism: Nicotiana attenuata
Lineage: Eukaryota; Viridiplantae; Streptophyta; Magnoliopsida; Solanales; Solanaceae
Product: imidazoleglycerol-phosphate dehydratase
Exons: 9
Coding region: 55-885 (276 amino acids)
Biological process (GO): L-histidine biosynthetic process
Molecular function (GO): imidazoleglycerol-phosphate dehydratase activity
Source: RefSeq, a predicted model, not a curated record
UUGUUCCUUGGUCAAACAAAUAGUAGCUCACAAUCGUCUCUCUCACACUCACAUAUGGAGCUAUCAAUUUCUCAUCGUCUCUUCAACUCUUCUUCUUCAUCACUACCUUCCCUUCUCAAUUUAAGAACUAGGGUUUCACAAACCCUUCUUUUCUCCACAAAUAAUUAUCACCAAAAAUCACAUAUUUUCACUGGACUACACCACAAACUAGCGACUACUUCAAUGGCAGCUCAAACAACGAUUCCUCACGCUUUUGAUAAUGGGUCUUCGAUAACUUCCUCUGAAACAGGUCGUAUUGGGGAAGUGAAGAGGGCUACGAAAGAGACAAAUGUGUAUGUGAAGAUAAACUUGGAUGGAACAGGUGUUGCGGAGAAUAAUACUGGGAUCCCAUUUCUUGAUCACAUGUUGGAUCAACUCGCUUCACAUGGAUUGUUCGAUGUGCAUGUAAAAGCAACUGGGGAUAUUCACAUUGAUGACCACCACACAAAUGAAGAUGUUGCACUUGCCAUUGGAACUGCAUUGUUGCAAGCACUUGGCGAUAGAAAGGGAAUCAAUCGAUUUGGUGACUUUUCAGCUCCAUUAGAUGAAGCACUGAUUCAUGUUUCACUGGAUUUAUCAGGAAGGCCAUAUUUGGGCUAUGAUUUACAAAUACCUACUCAGAGAGUUGGAACUUAUGACACUCAGCUGGUGGAACACUUCUUUCAGUCUUUAGUCAACACUUCUGGAAUGACGCUCCAUAUUCGGCAGCUUGCUGGAAAAAAUUCUCAUCACAUCAUUGAGGCAACUUUCAAGGCGUUUGCUAGAGCUCUUCGGCAAGCAACUGAAUAUGACUUGCGUCGUGGUGGAAGUGUGCCCAGCUCAAAAGGGGUUUUGUCCCGAUCGUGAAAUAUCUAUUUCCGCAAAGAUUCACAUUCUUUGAGUGAAGUUUGCUGCACUGCUAUUCUGCAAGGUAUAUCAUGAUUACUAUAACCCUGUGGCAGAAGAAGUGGAUCAAGAUACAUCAGAUGUUUCUCUAGCUCUUUCCAGAUAUUAUUUUGAUAUCUACAAAUGCUACAAGACGAAUGCAGGCAGCUACUUUCAGUAUUUCAGUUUUUAUGUAUGAAAUGUUGGAGGUUUGACUGGUGAUGGAGGCAUUAUGCUUUUGUUUGGUUGUAAUCUUUUUUAUUACCAGAGGUCAUUUGUACUUUCGUGAAGAAAGAUUGCUUCUGUUCUUUUAAGUUGCCUAUUACAAGGGUGAUAUUUUAAGAGGAUAUAUGAGUGAGCACAAUAAAAGGUCUCUCUCUCUCUGGAAUGUAGGAGCAAUCUAUUCCAGCAAAACAUGAGAUGUAACUUGACCCUAUGCCAAGUACAAGCAAAUUUUUUCUGUAUUUUGUGGUUGCAUGCAA